Messenger RNA from Gadus macrocephalus (Pacific cod), 4443 nucleotides. RefSeq names its product tripartite motif-containing protein 16-like. The transcript has 3 exons. The record is from RefSeq and is a predicted model, not a curated record. Lineage: Eukaryota; Metazoa; Chordata; Actinopteri; Gadiformes; Gadidae. Gene Ontology annotation, molecular function: zinc ion binding; protein binding. Bases 300 to 1913 code for a protein of 537 amino acids.
CAAAAGGAAAUCUCUCGUUCUGCACCGGCUCACUAAAACUCCCGAAAGAAGAGAACACACAUCAACGCAUUUGAAGAAGCCACACAGUGCGCAUUGAAUCAGUGCGCUCAUGUGCCGUGGGGGCGGAGCCAGGUGUUAGUGGAGGAGCCAGGCGUUAGGGGAGGAGAGGAGUGGACGUCAGGUUGAGGAAACGAAACCAAAGGUUCAUAAACCAAAGCAACCCGACGUGGAACCAUUUCUCUAUAAGAAGAAAAAUAACACGCAUUAAAUAGUCUGACAGACAGAAAAAACAACAAGGAAUGGCCUCUGCUAACACUUCCUUGUCUGAGGAGAACUUUUCAUGUCCCAUCUGUCUGGAUGUGUUCAGCAAUCCAGUUUCCACACCAUGUGGACACAACUUCUGCAGAACCUGUAUUAAUAUGUCCUGGGAUGAACAAGUCCAGUGCAAAUGUCCUUUUUGCAACGAGCUUUUCAACACAAGACCUCAUCUACGUGUCAAUAUACUCUUAUCAGAGCUGACUGCUCAGAUUAAAAAGUCUGUACGAGUAAAAGAGCAGCCUUUUGUUGAAUCUGCAGAAGUUCCCUGUGACGUCUGUACUGGGACCCAGCUGGCCGUGAAGUUCUGCCUAGUGUGUUUAACCUCUUACUGCCAAACACACCUGGAGCCACAUCAUAGAGUCACAGGCCUGAAGAAACAUCAGCUGGUCGAGCCUAUGGAUAGAAUGUGUAAGAAACACGACCGACCUCUGGGGCUCUUCUGCAAGACUGAACAGGUGUGUGUGUGUCAGUCCUGCACAGAGACAGACCACAAGUUCCAUCCUGUUGUACCUCUAAAGGAGGUGUAUGAAGUGAAGAUGGCCCAGCUGGGGAAAAUAGAGGCUGAAGUUCAGCAGAUGAUCCAGAACAGAAUACGAAUGAUUCAGGGGAUUAAAGACACAGUAGAAUUUAGCAAAAAAGAGGCAAAUAGAGCGAAAGCCGAUGGUGUGCAGGUCCUCACCGCUCUGAAGCGGCGCAUUGCAAAGUGCCAGGAGGAUUUCUAUCGAGCAGUUGAAGAGAAACUCAAUUCCACAGAGAAACAAGCUGAAGACCUCAUCAAAGAGCUGGAGCAGGAAAUAAAAGACUUGACAAAUAGAAGCUCAGAGGUGAAGCAGCUCUCACACAAUAAAGACCACCUCCACUUUCUCCAGGCCUUCAGAUCCCUAAAGAAUCCUCCAUCCAGCAGGGACUGGAUGACGGUGGAGGUCCGUCCUCCGUCAUACGGAGGGACCUUAAGGAGAUCCAUGGAUCAGCUGGAGGAGACUCUGAACAUGGAGAUGAAGAAGGUGCCUGACCUGAAACCAGGCAUAAAGAAGUAUGCUUGUGAACUCACACUGGACCCGAACACAGCCCACAGAAAACUCUCUCUGUCUGAGGACAACAGAGAGGUGACACUGCUUAGAUGCAAUCAAGGGUAUCCUGGUCACCUAGAAAGAUUUGACUAUUGUAGACAAGUGUUGUGCAGAGAGGGUCUGACUGGCCGCUGUUACUGGGAGGUAGAGUGGGAGGAAAGGGUGGAUAUAGGAGUGACAUACAGAGGAAUCACAAGGAGAGGAAGGGGGGAUGAUAGCAUGCUUGGAGAGAACAACAUGUCUUGGUGUCUUCAUUGCGAUGAUAAUAAUGGUGAUGAUUUUUUCUCUGCCCACUUCAACGGUAGACAAACAGGCAUACCUGUCCCCUCUUGCUCUAACACAAUAGGAGUGUAUCUGGACCAGCCUGCUGGCAUUCUGUCCUUCUAUGAAGUGUCCCCAGAUGUAGGAAGGACCUCAGACACACUGACACACAUCCACACCUUCCAGCAUACAUUCACUCAGGACCUCUACCCUGGGUUUAUGUUAUAUGAUUAUGGUACCACAGUGACUCUGUGUCGGUUAUAGUCUCUUCCCUCCCUUCCUCCCUUGCUGCAUGGUGGGAUUGUGGUCUCUAGACUGAGUGACUUUCAAACGGUUGUAUCCUUUGUGUCUGUAUUUUUCCUUGUCAGCGUGUAAAUGCAGUGGGUCUAGGGAGGGUUUUGUGAUCUCUGCAGCCAGCCAGCUAUUGCUGGGCAGCAUUUCUGUUUGGACACAAUGACAGAGAUGACCAAACUCAGAAGUCGUGGGCCAUGGUAUAUGGCGACAGGGCCAUGGUAUAUGGCGACUGACAGAAUGUCAGUUGUUUUUGACAGUCUGUCAAAAACAUGGAAGAAGUGAAAAUCCAAGACUAUUUUUUAACACAAACAAUUGUUUGUCAAGUCAGUAAAAAGCCUAAUACAGGUUAAAGAAAAGGGGUCUUCUCUGACCAAGACAUCAACAGGUUGAAGAAUAUCAGAGAACUGAAUGAUGAUGAAGGUGAAAAGAUAAUCAGCAUUGUAGAGAAUAUUUAUGAACGUAAAUAACAAAAUAAGAAGCUAUCCACAAAAAUCCAUUGACAUACAGUAGCUCUAUAUUUCUAUGUGUGUAGCAAUAACUGCAGCAUGUUGACUUGAAAGCGAAUUUCAUGGAGUAUGCAUGCUGUUUUUCUUGUAAAUACAUUGUCAUUAAAAAAAAUAUCCCUCCCAUAACUUAUACACUCAUAACUCACACACACUCAUAACUCUCUCACACUCAUAACUCACUCACUUUUUUACUAUUACAUGAAUGGGUUGGUAUUUAAUGAUAACCCUGUUUCCGUAUCCCUCCGAGAGCUGAGCUCCAGAAGGUGGGGGUGUUUGCAGAUUAUGAUUAUGUCUUACACGCCUCUACACCCCCACUGGCCUUGCAGUGGCAGUGCAAUGGUCUUCGGGUGGUGCACGGGCACAAUCAAGUUAAUUGUGCACACCUGCAAAGGUGUGCUUAAAAGCCAUGCCUUCAGCCUCAGAAGGGGGCUUGCUUUCUCGUGACAACAUGUGCUACUGUCAAGACUUUUAACGUACAAUUAUUUAUGAAAGUAAAACACUUUACUGUUGGAUUUAAACUCUGUGGUCUGUAGCCAUAUUUUAUUGCAGCUUCCGCGCCAGUCGUAACAUGGGGGCUCGUCCGAGACUUCUUGAACCUUUUAGGGAGAUGGGUCCAGAGUUUUUUUGUUCGAUUAUCUUUGUUGUUUAUGUGAGUAGGGUUUUUGACCUGUUUUUAGAACUGGCUUUUGCACUCCCUGGAAAGAUUAGUGUGUGGAGAGGCUACCCCGUGGAGAAGGCAUGCUAGCCUCGAGCCCGGUAUGCCUCAGAAGAUGGUAAGGUUAUUCUAGCUAACUUGAAUAGGUCUGUGGAUUGCUUUCCUCGUCAACAUGUCUACCGAUUUUUGACAAACAGCCAUACUCACCACUCUUUUGUCUGGAGCAAUUUUGAGCCAUGUAUUUAACCUGUUCAUUAAAAAUCUGUAGCUUUUGUACGUGAAGCCUUUGGUGAGUUAAUUGCUGCUGAUUGACUGGUCAGUGUAGGUUCAUUAACAGAAAGCAUGUGGUGUUAGUGGUGUUAUAUCUGUGUGGACAUGCCCACUUUGUGUGACGAUCAGCAUUUUUGAUGCUUAUUAAAUGAGUGAGUUGUACGUGGAAAUGACCUUUAGUGAGAUGGUGGUCCGCCCACUUUUGUAGAUCACCUGUGUAGGUUGCUAGCCAGGUGAAGGCAGUAACUUUUAUUUGUGUGGUAGUGAGCCACACUAGUGAUCAGUGUUGUGGGUGUGAGCCACACUAGUGAUCAGUGUUGUGGGUGUGGCUUUCCAUUUUGAGUGGUCACAGGUGUGUGCUACACUGAACUUGUUACACCCCCACUGGCCUUAGAGUGCAAUGGUCUUUUGGUGGUGCACAUACACAAUCAAGUUAAUUGUGCACACCUGCGAAGGUGUGCUUUAAAUCCAUGCCUUCAGCCUCAGAAGGGGAUUGCUUCCCGUGACAACAUGUGCUACUGUCCAGACUUUCAACAAUUAUUUAUGAAAGUAAAACACUUUAUUUCGGGAAUUAAACUCUGGUCUGUCGCCGUGCUUUGUUGUGGUUUCCGAGCCGUAAACAUGGUCGUAACACCAUGUUUACAUGAGGGAGGUGUAAACUCUGCCCCCUAGAUAAUAUCACCUGUAAAUUAAACAGACAAGGACUUUAGUUUAAUAAUAUAAUAAUCAAGCAACCCAAACGACUAAUGCUUCCUGAAUUAGAAUCUCAACUAUGUGAGAUCUGUGAUAGUUUAAUGUUGUACUGCUGUCAUUUAGCAAAGAGUUAACAAGAAAUCAUUAGGAAAAUAACCCUUAAUUUAAAAAAUGUUGGCCAUUAUACAUAAUUAGAUUCCACUACAUUCUUCAAAGUGUGAUUUCUGUGUUUCUUUUUGGUUUACUGCUAUACAAUUGCACAUUUAUAGCAUGUUUCGAGGAUACGGUUUAUCAUACUAAUCUUUACAUUACUAUCGGUUAAUAUUUCGCAAUCAUGUACACUUUUCUGAAAGCAAUAAAAUCAAAGAAAAUUGAA